UCUAUUUAAACCACACCAAUUUGAAACCAACCCGCCAAAUCUCGCCAACAUGUCCGGCGGAGCCGAAGAGCAAAUUUCCCUUUUUCGCUCCCGCGUCGAGCUCAGAAGAUUCGACGACGGAACUCUACGAAUUCUCGAAUCGAUUUUGGUUUCGAAAGAUGUGAAAUCGUUGCUUGAAGUUCGAUCGAGCUUGAGAGAGUUCACGAGACGCGAAUCUCUCUGUAUCAUUCGUGAAAUCGCAGAUAAAUCCGUUGAGCAUAAGCUUUUCAUACUUGAAUUUUUGGUUCGGGCAUUUGCCCUUGUUGGCGAUAUCGAGAGUUGCGUGGCUUUUAGAUAUGAAGCAUUGUUUCUGCGGCAACUGAGGUCUACCAGUAACCAAUGGCUACAAGUUUCAUACAGAGAAUGGAUGACCUUUGCUGAGCAUUCAUUAAAUAACGGGUUCUACUCCAUUGCUAGAAUGGCAUGUGAAAGUGCACUUGCAUGCUUUGAAAUUAAUGGUAUGGUUGACCCUCAGACAGAUGAUUUCUUCAAAAAUGUUGAAGUUAUUGGCAAAAUUAAGAGACUCAAGGAUGUUGCUGUGGUGUCAUCUGCUUCACAGUCUGUUCAGGCGCAGACAGCAGAGUACUUGAAAAAGAAAGCAGUGGAGACUAGAAAGCCACAUUUUUUGGAUUAUAAAGAAGCACAAAGUUCAGCAAGCACUCUGUUUAGAGAUGGAAUUAAGAAACGUAAUGUACGAAAGCUGCGAGAUCACCAGAGUAUGAAUCAGAUUAUUAGUGAACCAGAUUCCAAUCUAUCAUGAGAUACGGUAAUGGGGAAGACUUGCAUAUUGGAUUGAAGGUCUCUCUGAUGCUGAGCAUUGGAAAUCCAAGGCCACACUCUGUUCGAGCCGGUAAGUGUUGUCUCUUCAAACCCACCCUACCAGAGAGAGCUUUUGUCAUCGUCAAAGAAUGCUUCUAAUAAUCUCUCUCUCUCUCUCCACACACACAUACACAUACACGAUGUUUUAGAAUUUGAAAAAACCAUGCACAUCUCAAGAAUCGAAUCUUCCAUAUCACCAAGUGCAUUCAAUGCUUGCAUUGGAGGUAGCAUGUUUUAUUUUCUCCAAGACGGUGAAAGAUGUCUGUUUUUUCUUAUACUUUAUUCAUUAUUAAACUUGUAAAAACACACACAAACAAAAUUUACAAGGUUCUCAUCCUGUCUACUACACCGUCUCUCUUCUUCCUAGAGUAGAGCGUAGGGGUUUGAAACUUAAAACUGAAUGUACGCGUUUUGUGAGGUAAUGCACUUCCGCAAAUUCAAUAUUGGAGGUGUCCCAUUUACAAAACCGCCCUUCAGACUUUAUGAAAAUACCAAAAACAUAAAUAAAAAAUCCCUGUAAAUUUGAAAAUUAUUAUAAAAUAAAAUAAAAUAGAGAUUUAAAGUCAAAUUAAAAUAGCUAGAUGUUAGCCAUGCCAAAUUUCAAAAAUACUUUUGAGUGAUGAAAUACAACUUAACAAAAAAUUUUGUACAAAAAUCCAUACAAAAUGAGGUGACAUAAUAACUGUGUCCAUUCAUUUCAAAUCAAAAGGUCCAUUGUAGUGAAAUCAUCUUGUAAUACUUUUUCAUAAGGCUAAA
This is a messenger RNA of Camellia sinensis, 1614 nucleotides long. Its product is annotated as protein DOUBLE-STRAND BREAK FORMATION. Lineage: Eukaryota; Viridiplantae; Streptophyta; Magnoliopsida; Ericales; Theaceae. Gene Ontology annotation, biological process: meiotic DNA double-strand break formation. The record is from RefSeq and is a predicted model, not a curated record.